Molecule: messenger RNA, 2394 nt
Organism: Aureococcus anophagefferens
Lineage: Eukaryota; Pelagophyceae; Pelagomonadales; Pelagomonadaceae
Exons: 2
Coding region: 1-2394 (797 amino acids)
Molecular function (GO): calcium ion binding
Source: RefSeq, a predicted model, not a curated record
AUGAAUUCCCUCGCUGCCAUCGCUGUCCUCCUCGCCCUGCCGCGAGUGACGGCCCAGUGCGCGCCCGGCACCGUCGCGUUCUCCGAGCACGUGAUCACGACGCUGGCCGACGACGGCCAGUCCGUCUUCGCCGUCGACGUCGACGGCGACGGCGACGCGGACAUCCUCACGGCGUCGAACUACGACGACACGGUCGCGUGGUACGAGAACGACGGGUCCCAGUCCUUCGCGGAGAACGUCCUGACCAACUCGGCGAACGGCGCCAACUUUGUCUUCGCCGCGGACGUCGACGGCGACGCGGACGUGGACGUGCUCGCCUCCGCGGGCCAGGACAACUCCGUGACGUGGUUCGAGAACGACGGCUCCGGCGGGUUCACCGGGAACGAGAUCACGGCCAGCGAUACCUUCGUGACCUACGUCUUCGCGGCGGACGUCGACGGGGACGGGGACGUGGACGUCCUGUCGGCGGCCUACUCGGGCGAGACGGUCAAGUGGUUCGAGAACGACGGGUCCGAGGGCUUCACGGAGCACACGAUCGCGUCGUCGAAGGCCGGGUCCAAGUGCGCGUUCGCGAUCGACGUCGACGGCGACGGCGACGUGGACGUCAUCGGAGCGACGCGGGUCCCGAGCGGGACGGGCGCGGCGACGUGGUACGAGAACGACGGGUCCGAGGGCUUCACGGAGCACGACAUCGACUCGGGGUACAACCUGAACCCGACGCCCGUCUUCGCGACGGACGUCGACGGCGACGGCGACGUGGACGUGCUCGGGGGCUCCGAGGGCAGCGACCAGGUCAAGUGGUACGAGAACGACGGGGCCGAGUCCUUCACGGCCCACGUCAUCACCGACUCCGCGGACGCGGUCCACACGGUGCGCGCGGAGGACAUCGACGGCGACGGAGACGUGGACGCGGUCUCCGGCAGCUACAGCGCCAAGGAAGUCGCCUGGUACGAGAACGACGGGUCCCAGUCCUUCACCAAGGCGACCAUCGUCUCCGGCGACUCCUUCGACGGGGCGCGGCCCGUGUUCACGAUCGACGUCGACGGGGACGGGGACGUGGACGUCGUCGCCAUGGCCGCGCUCGUCGACACCGCGUCCUGGUUCGAGAACGGGUGCGCCGGACCCACGGCCGCGCCGACCGCGACUCCGACGCCCAAGGCCACGACCUUCUGCACGAGCGUCGCGUUCUCCGAGCGGAUCAUCACGACGCUCGCAGACGGCACUCGCUCGCUCUACGCGGUCGACGUCGACGGCGACGGCGACGUCGACGUGCUGUCGGCGUCCGAGAAUGACGACACGGUCGCGUGGUACGAGAGCGACGGCUCCCAGUCCUUCACGGAGCGCAUCAUCACGAAUUCCGCGGAUGGCUCCCGCUCCGUCUUCGCGAUCGACGUCGACGGCGACGGCAGUAUCGACGCGCUGUCCGCGGACUCCGGCGACGACACCGUCGCGUGGUACGAGAACGACGGGUCCCAGUCCUUUACUGAGCGCAUCGUCACGACGCUGGCGGACAACGUCUACUCCGUCUACGCGAUCGACCUGGACGGUGACGGCGACGUCGACGCGCUCUCGGCGUCCUACACCGACGACACGGUCGCGUGGUACGAGAACAACGGGGCCCAGGCCUUCACCGAGCGCGUCAUUACGACCCUCGCGGACUCCGGGGGCAGACUCUCGGCGCUUCCCGAGGGCGGCGCGCGCCGGGGCGGCACCGGCGAGGCCGUGGGCAUGAUCCUCGUCGUCCUCUUCUGCGUCGUGGUGUACGGCGCGAUCCAGGGCGUCGUCGCCGUCUACGCGAGGGCCGCGCGCUGCUGCCACGUCCGCAUGCCGAAGUCGCGCGAUAAGCGCGAGUUUCUCUCCGCGGCUCGCGCCGUCUUCGACAUCAUCGACGUCGACGGCAACGGCUCCCUCGACCGCGCCGAGAUCGUCGCCCGCGUCGCGCGCCCGGAGGUCCGCGCGUUCCUCGAGGACAGCGGCGACGAGACCCUCCAGGGCCUCCUCUGGCCCGGGCGGCUCGAGGCCGCCCUCGGCGCGCUGGACACGAACAGCGACGGCAAGAUAGACGCGCGGGAGUGGGGGUCCGCCAUCGAAGUCGCGCUCGCGAAGACCUUCGGCGACGGCGGCGGCGAGCGCGGCGACGGCGACGUCGUCCUCGCGCCCGCCGCGGUCGACCGCGCGCCGCGCGCCGACGCGUGGACCUUCGACGAGAGCGCCCGCGUCCCGGCCGUCGAUAUCGACUCGGCGGGGAGCGCCGUGGCCGACUUCAACGCCGCCGAGGACGCGUCGUCGCCGGUCCCCCUCGCGCUCGACGAAGGCGCGCCGGAGGCGACGCCGCCGGCGUCGCCGGGAAUCCUCGUCAUCCGAGCCGACGACCCGAGCCCCGAGUCCGAGUGA